This is a messenger RNA of Pseudopodoces humilis (Tibetan ground-tit), 1781 nucleotides long. RefSeq names its product tRNA methyltransferase 5 (gene TRMT5). Gene Ontology annotation, biological process: tRNA N1-guanine methylation; mitochondrial tRNA methylation. Gene Ontology annotation, molecular function: tRNA (guanine(37)-N1)-methyltransferase activity. The record is from RefSeq and is a predicted model, not a curated record. Lineage: Eukaryota; Metazoa; Chordata; Aves; Passeriformes; Paridae. Gene Ontology annotation, cellular component: mitochondrial matrix; cytoplasm.
GUGGCUCCGCCCACCACGGCGCAGCGGCGAUGACGCGCGCGCGCGGCGCGCGGGGCCCGACAUGAGGACUUUGUGGAGAUUGGGAUACUAUGCCAGACUACUGAAAACUAAUCAUUUUAGGACAGCUGCAUCAAAUACAUCAUUUCCAGCAGUUUGGAUGUUAUUGGCACAACAUUCUGGCAGAAUACCUGGGCUCUUUGUAGUAGUUAAAAAAAAUACUUUCUUCACAAUGCCUGAAACUGCGGAGGAUAAAACUAAUCCAGAACUGUAUUUGCCACAUCCUGGAGUGCGUGGGAUGACACUGCUCAACAGAGAGGCUUUCAAAAGGACAGUGGUUGUUCCAGCUCUUAAAGUCAAGAAAGAAAUUGUGCAUAGUGUGCUGAAGUCUCUAAAACAAUCAGUACUGCAACGUCCCGGCCUCAAACGGGUGGUGGAGGAUCCAGAGGAUGAGGACAGUAGAUUUGUUAUCCUGGAUCCUCACAAAGUUCCGGAAUUCUCAUUAGGAGAGUCAGAGCAGCAGGUUUUGAAACAGCUCAGUGUCCAUCCUGAAGUGACCAAGUACCACCUGGAGCUGACCUAUGAGAAUUUCAAGUCAGAGGAGAUCCUGCGAGCCGUCCUUCCCGAAGGUCAAGAAGUCACCUCUGGAUUCAGCCGUGUUGGCCACAUUGCUCAUUUGAAUCUCAGGGAUCACCAGCUGCCCUAUAGACACUUGAUUGGCCAGGUUAUAAUGGACAAGAAUCCAGGAAUUAGCUGUGUAGUGAAUAAAACCAGUAUUAUUGACAGCACAUACAGGAAUUUUGAAAUGGAAGUGCUUGCUGGAGAGAACAACCUGGUGACCAAGGUCAAAGAAAAUAACAUUGCCUAUGAACUGGACUUUUCCAAAGUGUACUGGAACCCGCGCCUGUCCACAGAGCACAGCCGUAUAGUGGAGCUGCUGAAGGCCGGUGACGUCCUCUUCGACGUCUUUGCUGGCAUCGGACCUUUCGCCAUCCCAGCAGCCAAGAGAAAGUGCCGAGUGUUUGCCAACGACCUCAACCCCGAGUCCUACACCUGGCUCCUGCACAACUGCAAGCUCAACAGAGUGGACACCAAGAUAAAGGCGUUCAACAUGGACGGCAGGGACUUCCUGCGGGGGCCGGUGAGGGAGGAGCUCAGCAAAGAGCUCCCGCUCCUGAAAGAAGAACAGAAAACCGCUUUCCACAUAGUGAUGAAUUUGCCAGCUCUGGCUGUGGAGUUUCUGGAUGUUUUCAGGCACCUCUUGGUCGGGGAGCCCUGCAGCCCUGCUGGCCUUCCCACUGUGCACUGCUACGGGUUCUCCAAACACAGCAACCCAGCCAGAGACAUUCAGGAGCGAGCAGAAGCUGUGCUGGGAACCUCCUUGGCUGGACGCUGUUCCACUUUCCUGGUCAGGAACGUGGCGCCCAACAAGGAGAUGCUGUGCCUCAGUUUCCAGAUCCCAGCAGAUGUGCUCUACAAGAGGCCCUGUCCUGACGGAGCAAAACCAGCCUCGAAACGUCUGUGUACCAGCCAAGAUUCUUCAGAAGAGAAGCUACUGAGUUGAAGACCAGAGCUGUGGUGACUACCUUAAUUUGUGUAAAGGAUAUUUGGGGUUUUAUUCCAUGAGUUAUAAGGAGCAGACCUGUGUUCCCCUCAAGUUGCAGCUUUCCUCUGCGAGUCUUGCUUCCUGCAGUCACCUUUUUUUCUCAUUGUGGGAUCGAUUGAAAUUGUUAUUACUACAAAAAAUUAAAACUUUAUUCUCUUAUAAUAAAUGUGUUUUGGUA